AAGUAUAUCUAUGGGUAACAACAUUUUGGUUAGGUUCUGAAUAAACACCCAACCCAAGCCUGUCUGUUAUUUUAUGUCCAUCUUUCAAGUGUUUGUUUAUAACAUAUUUUUCCUCCAAUCUACACCAUUUGGUUCGCCGAAGAGCAUAUUAACACAUAAUAACGCAGUGGUUUUAUUACUGUGGGAUGUUUGGCCACUUAGCCACGCCCAUUUCUCCGUUUCACCGCUUGGUCACGCCCCCCAAGCCGACCCCGCAGCCAAUCAGCGUCGCCCAGCCCUCCAAGUCCACAAUACUUUAUUCUAUAGAGACGUAUUGUUAUGCAAACUAGUUCGGCUAAAAUAUCCCCCUGGCAACGCAGAUCUGGGCAGAGAAUCACCGGGACAAUUAGCAGCGGGCAGUUUUUGAGUCACUUCAACCCGUCCAAACGUUAAGAGUCAGCCUUACCAAAUAAACCGGCGGGACGCAAGAGACGCAUUUCCUGAGGUAAAUUACCUCAGACGUCUCUAAACCUAACGGCCCUCGAUGCGCUUAACCGGAGAUACCGCCGUUCACACGCCUCCUUUCGCACAUUAAAUAACUCCAUAUUCUGCCAUAACCUGGUGCUGCUACUGAGAGACACGCACACACACGGAGACUUACACUUUGUGGAUGAUUGAACUUUCUCGCUAGGUCUUUGGAUAUAUAGCCACCGACUGCAUUUACACACCAAGUGUGUCGUUUACUUGUCCUUUUUGGGAUAUAUACGCUCGUCUUAUUUCUAGUCUAACGCGCCUAAGCUGGUUUUAGUCCAGUCUGUAGAGACUGUAAAGGCGGCUGAGAGCAUCAUGAGCCAGGCGGAUAUAUCGACGUGCUCGGCGCCGCAGAGAGUCUUCCAGGAGGCGGUGAAGAAAGGCAACACGAAGGAGCUCCAUUCGCUGCUGCAGAACAUGACCAACUGCGAGUUUAACGUUAAUUCGUUUGGCCCCGAGGGACAGACGGCGCUGCAUCAGUCGGUCAUCGACGGGAACCUGGAGCUCGUGAAACUGCUGGUGAAGUUCGGAGCCGAUAUUCGGCUGGCUAACCGGGAGGGCUGGAGCGCGUUGCACAUCGCCGCUUUCGGAGGACGCCAAGACAUCGUGUUAUACCUCAUCACCAAGGCCAAGUACUCCUCCGGCGCGCAGUGAUCCGGUAGACGCAGAAAGACCGGGCUCGUUUCAUUCUAGCGUUGGAUCUGCCAAGCUCGAGUUCCCUUGUACCUUAAAACCAAAUGAGGGAUGUAGCCUUUUUCUUU
Messenger RNA from Sinocyclocheilus anshuiensis, 1271 nucleotides. Its product is annotated as notch-regulated ankyrin repeat-containing protein A-like. Gene Ontology annotation, molecular function: protein binding; phosphatase regulator activity; enzyme inhibitor activity. NCBI's taxonomy places the organism in Eukaryota, Metazoa, Chordata, Actinopteri, Cypriniformes, Cyprinidae. The transcript has 2 exons. The record is from RefSeq and is a predicted model, not a curated record. Gene Ontology annotation, cellular component: cytoplasm. Bases 826 to 1164 code for a protein of 112 amino acids.